Molecule: messenger RNA, 1776 nt
Organism: Phyllopteryx taeniolatus (common seadragon)
Lineage: Eukaryota; Metazoa; Chordata; Actinopteri; Syngnathiformes; Syngnathidae
Gene: kiss2
Product: kisspeptin 2
Exons: 2
Coding region: 718-1101 (127 amino acids)
Source: RefSeq, a predicted model, not a curated record
GUAAAAUGAAUUGUGUUUGAAGUAUGCUAUAAUUCUUGCUCCUUGGGUUGUUUUGACAAAAGCGUGUCAGAGACAUGUUUUUUAAGACACCCCGGGAACUGUUUUAAAUUGUUGGUGGGGAAAAAAUACUUAAGAUGUCUCUUUUAACCCUUGGAUGCAUGCGGUCACUACAGUGGACAGCUACUUACAGGAAUCUCAUUAGUCAUGCAUCCGAGGGUUAAAAUAGGAUAAGCCUGAAUUCACGUCACGUCAUGCAAUAAUUCACGUGAAAGUGAUUCUGGUGUUUACAUACUAUUAUAAAUGUAAAUGGAUGAAAUGGUGAAUUUCGUAGUGUUUCCCUGAGUGCCCAGUAAUAGUUUAAAAUCAGCUUUGUUGGCGUACGUCAACGUAGAAAGCAAAUGCGGCAAAGACAUUAUGUAGCGGCUUUGAAUCACUGUUCCCCUACACUUAUUUAAAUGGCUGAAGCAAACUACAACCUGAGGUGUCGACAUUUCUGAGAAAAACUUAUGAAUGAUGCAUUUCUGCACCACAAUUUACGGCCUCUGGGACGUAGAUGCACGUGAUUGGCUGCGAGAUGCCGGGGCACGAGGUUACCUAUUCGAGUGAGAUAUAAAACAAGUCGGAAUGGAAGACAGUAUUCAUAUCGUUUGAGUGGCAAAAUAUAAACAAAAUACUUUUCGGCUUUUGGAACGCAACAGAGGAAGGUCGUCUCCCAAGAUGAAGCUUGCAGUUCUAGUUGUGAUGUGUGGGCUGAUUGUUGUUCAAAAUCCCAGGUGUCUAGGAGCAUCUCUGUCAGGAUUUCUAGCUGAGCAGGAAUUACAGGGAACGGGUUCCAUCCGCACCCGAAGAAGUACUGUGGGCGACUUUUUGGAGGAUCCGAACCUGUGUUUCUCCCUGAGAGAAAACGACACCCAGCAACAGCAUCAGCAGCAUCUCCUGUGCAACGACCACAGGAACAAGUUCAACAUCAACCCAUUUGGCCUUCGCUUCGGGAAGCGCUACAAUCAUGGUUACAUCUACAGGAGAGCUGUUCAAAGAGCCAGAGCAAGUAGAUUUUCACCUCCAACGCUCUUCCGGCGACAACUGGAGGUGCUGACCUGAAGCAGACUCGUGUGUCCCAUGUAGGACUACAAAUGGGAAAAGUGUAAAAGAAAUUACAUUACUUAACCUCUGUAGUUACUGAACACUUAAGUAAGAGCAAUGUAACAUUAUUAAAAAGCUUUACUGCACUGUACUACUUUAAUUUCUGUAGUGACUAGGUUUGGCACAAGGUGGCAGUAAAAUACUUGUUACAGUCUCUCUUUUUUUUUUUUUUUUAAAUCUUGUACAGCAGUCUUUUCUGUCCUGAAUGCACUGGACACAUCAAUCAGAAAAAUAAGAGUGAAGGUUAUUUCAACUCAUGAGAGCAGUCAGGCCUUGAUUUUUGGUUUGUUGUGGUUAUUUUGUUUAGAAGCAUAUUGUAUUCUGUUUAUUCGACAUAAGGCUUUAUUUUUCAGUCUUGAUUUACAAUGCAAAUCAUAAAUAGGUUCAAUGGAAUGAUUUCAGAUAAUAUUUCAAAUCUUAAUUAAGGGGCACUUCAAUAAAUGAGUUAAGCUUCAUUCAAUAAUUUGUAUUGAUUUAUUUCCAACUUGUACGGCAAGGAAAUAACUUAAAAUUAAGUCACUGAACCAAUUUGAUUUUUCACAACCAAUCAGCAAAGAAAAGUAGUCAAAUGAUAAUAUUGAAAUUCAAUUUGUUGUUUAUUAAACUAACUCAAAGUCAAAACAGAACCUAGAC